AUGGCCACCUGUACACUCGAUGAUGAAGACUUUGAAAUCUUCAAGAAGUUCAAGAUGCAAAAGAACCCAACCAACAGUGCUAUGAUUUUCCGUUGUGACACCAAGGAACACAAGUUUAAGAUUGAAGAAACCAUUGAAGACAUUUCAUUGGAAAAGUUGACCGAGGAAAUGUCAUCUUCAUCGCCAAGAUACAUUGCCUACGUCUACAGAUACACUCACAAGGAUGGUAGAAUUUCAUUCCCAAUCGUAUUCAUCUACUUUAUGCCAAAGGGUAUCUCACCAACCAUUGCCAUGACCUACUCUGCCAACAAGCAAAACCUCGUCAAUCGUUUGGAUAUCGCCAAGUCUUUUGAUGCCAACACUCUCUCAACUUUGACUGAGGAUUGGUUAAAGGAGAAGCUUGCCUUUUUCAAAUAA
Cavenderia fasciculata is the source of this 417-nucleotide messenger RNA. It is a transcript of the gene gmfA, whose product is annotated as putative actin binding protein. Bases 1 to 417 code for a protein of 138 amino acids. The transcript has 3 exons. Gene Ontology annotation, cellular component: actin cortical patch. Gene Ontology annotation, biological process: negative regulation of Arp2/3 complex-mediated actin nucleation; actin filament debranching. The record is from RefSeq and is a predicted model, not a curated record. Gene Ontology annotation, molecular function: Arp2/3 complex binding; actin binding. Lineage: Eukaryota; Evosea; Eumycetozoa; Acytosteliales; Cavenderiaceae.